Camelina sativa (false flax) is the source of this 1128-nucleotide messenger RNA. Its product is annotated as putative xyloglucan endotransglucosylase/hydrolase protein 7. Gene Ontology annotation, molecular function: xyloglucan:xyloglucosyl transferase activity; hydrolase activity, hydrolyzing O-glycosyl compounds. Lineage: Eukaryota; Viridiplantae; Streptophyta; Magnoliopsida; Brassicales; Brassicaceae. Gene Ontology annotation, biological process: xyloglucan metabolic process; cell wall biogenesis. The record is from RefSeq and is a predicted model, not a curated record. Gene Ontology annotation, cellular component: cell wall; apoplast.
CUUCGAUCUUUCUAAUUUCAAAACAAACUCAUCAUCUUAAGUUACAUAGCAACAAUGGUGGAGUCCCUCUCCUCUUCAAGAUAUGUUUUUUUUAUGAUAAGCAUAUGCUUAUUUGCAGCAUUGUACCAGCCGGUUUUGAGUAGACCGGCUAAAUUUGAGGAUGACUUUAGGAUUACAUGGUCCGAUGCUCAUAUCACCCAAAUCGAUGGAGGAAGAGCUAUCCAGCUCAAAUUGGACCCUAGCUCAGGAUGUGGAUUCGCUUCCAAGAAGCAAUACUUGUUCGGCCACGUGAGCAUGAAAAUCAAACUUCUCCCGGGUGAUUCGGCCGGAACUGUCGCUGCCUUCUAUAUGAAUUCCGAUACGGAUUCUGUAAGAGACGAGCUGGAUUUCGAGUUUCUAGGAAACCGAAGUGGGCAACCUUACACCGUGCAAACCAAUGUCUUUGCUCAUGGUAAAGGCGAUAGAGAGCAAAGAGUUAACCUUUGGUUCGACCCUUCUCGUGAUUUCCACGAAUACGCCAUUUCAUGGAACCACCUCCGUAUUGUGUUCUACGUAGACAAGGUGCCCAUUAGGGUUUAUAAGAACAACGAGGCAAGGAAAGUGCCAUACCCGAGAUUCCAACCAAUGAGUAUAUAUUCCACGUUGUGGGAAGCUGAUGAUUGGGCGACACGCGGAGGAAUAGAGAAAAUCAAUUGGUCGGGAGCACCAUUUUAUGCUUACUACAAAGAUUUUGAUAUCGAAGGAUGUCCGGUUCCAGGACCAGCGAAUUGUCCUGCUAAUCCGAUGAACUGGUGGGAAGGCAGUGCAUACCACACGUUGAGCCCGGCGGAAGCUCGAGGAUAUAGAUGGGUUCGAGUGAACCAUAUGGUCUAUGAUUAUUGCACUGAUAAGUCUCGCUUUCAUGUUCCUCCCCCAGAAUGCUCGGCUGGGAUAUGAUCCAAAUUCAACACACAUUUAAAAAGCAAGAACAAGACCAAGUGGUUCCACAAUCGAUCUGAUCGCCAUCAAGUGUUCUUAUGUAUCUAUAUUUUUGAAUUUUACUUUGUUUCCAUCAUGUCUUAUAUUCCAUUGGUUUAUUAUCGUGUGGACACCAAGUUUGUUUGUUGGAGUAUUAUGUUUUUUUUUUUU